AAACGUAACGGAUUUUAGUAAAGCAAAACAAUGCUACGCCUUACACUACUUUGUGCAUUCCUCGGCACUGGAUACGGUGCUUACAUGUCCAGCGAACUGGCUGGACGUAUUGUUGGUGGAGUCGCUACUACCAUUGAGGCGCAUCCUUAUCAAGUUUCGCUCUCCACGAAGUUGGGUGGACACUUUUGUGGCGGUAGCCUGAUAGCGGCCGAUAUUGUCGUUACUGCCGCUCACUGCUUGCAGAGUUUCAAAGCCUCAAGUAUACGUGUACGCGCAGGCGCCACCAAUAAUAAGAAAGAUGGUGUAAUUAUUAAAGUUGCGGCUGCUAAAUAUCAUCCGGGCUAUAAUCCCAGUACAAUUGAGAAUGAUGUGGGUAUACUGAAAUUAGCGACGCCAAUAGAGGAAUCGGAGAGUGUCGGUUACAUAGAAUUGGCUGAGACGACACCAUCUACCGGCACGCCAGCUGUAGUGACAGGUUGGGGUACCAAAUGUUUUAGCUACUGCUUGAUACCGCCCACCACUUUACAAGCGGUCGAGCUGGAGAUUGUGCAGCGUGCAGAUUGUGCGUCGAGUGCAUACAAGUAUGGUGACAAAAUCAAGGAGAGUAUGGUGUGUGCUUAUGCUUUGAAGAAGGACUCGUGUCAGGGUGAUUCGGGUGGCCCUUUGGUGGCAGAGGGUAAACUUGUCGGCAUCGUUUCCUGGGGUUAUGCGUGUGCUAAGAAAGGUUAUCCGGGUGUUUAUAGUGAUGUUGCUACGCUUCGUGGUUGGAUAUUGCAGGCAAUUACAGAAAUUUGAGAUUAACUUAAGCAAGCGUUAAACUCUUAAAUGGAAUAAAGUAUAUUUUAGCAACAACAAA
Messenger RNA from Zeugodacus cucurbitae (melon fly), 856 nucleotides. Its product is annotated as trypsin-like. Gene Ontology annotation, molecular function: serine-type endopeptidase activity. Gene Ontology annotation, biological process: proteolysis. NCBI's taxonomy places the organism in Eukaryota, Metazoa, Arthropoda, Insecta, Diptera, Tephritidae. The transcript has a single exon. The record is from RefSeq and is a predicted model, not a curated record. The coding region runs from base 31 to 795 and encodes 254 amino acids.